UACUGAGGGCGGAGGAACACGUAUCUAAGCAUCACUCCAGACCCCAAACCUCCAGUGGGGCUGCCUCCCACACAGGGCCUGAAUCCCAGCCAGCGUCAAUGGAGGACAAGAAGAAGAAAAGGAGUCCCAAGCCCUGCCUGACCCAGCCUGCUGCAGCCCCAGGAACACUCCGCAGGGUCCCUGUGCCCACCAGCCACAGUGGCUCCUUGGCUCUGGGCCUCCCACAUCUGCCGUCCCCCAAACAGAGGGCCAAAUUCAAGAGGGUAGGCAAGGAGAAAUGCCGCCCAGUGCUGGCUGGAGGUGGGGCUGGCCCUGCAGGCACCCCACUGCAGCACUCAUUCCUGACUGAGGUGACUGACGUUUAUGAGAUGGAGGGGGGACUGCUGAAUCUGCUCAAUGACUUCCACUCAGGCCGGCUGCAGGCCUUUGGGAAGGAAUGCUCCUUCGAGCAGCUGGAGCACGUGCGGGAGAUGCAGGAGAAGCUGGCCCGGCUGCACUUCAGCCUGGACGUGUGUGGGGAAGAGGAGGAAGAGGAAGAGGAAGAGGAUGGGGUCACUGAGGGGCUGCCUGAGGAGCAGAAGAAGACCAUGGCUGACCGAAACCUGGACCAGCUGCUUAGCAAUCUGGAAGAUCUUAGUAAUUCUAUACAGAAACUGCACCUGGCGGAGAACGCGGAACCUGAGGAACAGGCAGCUGUGUAGAUGUCGGACCCAGCCAGGCCCAGCCUGCCCCUUCUCAUUCCCUUCAAACUGUGACUUUUUACGAACUCGACUGUAUAUUCCGCAGCCCCCCAGGUGCUAUGGGGAGGGGGGCAUUAGAUGGAAUUAAACUACAAAGAAAGAAAGAAAGCGGCUCCGUGACCUCCGUC
Artibeus jamaicensis (Jamaican fruit-eating bat) is the source of this 868-nucleotide messenger RNA. It is a transcript of the gene CCDC28B, whose product is annotated as coiled-coil domain containing 28B. The record is from RefSeq and is a predicted model, not a curated record. The coding region runs from base 99 to 701 and encodes 200 amino acids. NCBI's taxonomy places the organism in Eukaryota, Metazoa, Chordata, Mammalia, Chiroptera, Phyllostomidae. The transcript has 6 exons.